CACAUGAACUCGCAGAUUUGUUUGGUAUUCAGCAGCUGUCAUAGACGAAAGAAGAAUCUGCCCGAAAAAUGCAUUCACCGUGAUUAAAGAUGAUUUUAGAUUAACGUUUCUAAACGUCGAUACUCAUUUUACUCUUUUAUGUGAACAUUAUUGAAGUGCGCGUGACCAAACGCAGAACCAAUACGUUGUAUAAGACGCGCCCUUUCAAUCAAAUCUCGCUACAAUGUUGCGCUUUAUUACAGUUCUAAAUACAUUUCUAUAGAAACCACAUCGAUACGUUGUAAUUCUUUUUAAAUAAAGACUCCUGAUCAACAGGAGACAUCGUGUCACUGCCAGCCGGUGUCGCAACAUGCGUCUACACUGAUUUGCCUUAUUAGUUUCCAUUAAAAUCCAAAGAGCUGGCCUGUAAAAGGUGUUUUUAAAAAGGAGCAUCAUGCUGCGAUGGAUUCUGGGAGCUCGAGAAGCGCAGGGGACAGUAGAGAAGAGCGCGGCGCUGUUCAUUGGGGAGGAACAGCCCAAAAACUGUUUCACGGAGAUGCAGGUGCUGAAAGGACACUUUGACAUUGUUCGAUUUCUGGUGCAGAUUGAUGACUUAAGGUUUGCGUCGGCAGGUGAUGAUGGACUCGUGCUGGUUUGGAACGUUGAGACGGGGGAGUUGUUGUUGGACUUGCGCGGUCACACGCGGCAGAUCACGGCCAUGACAUCAUACGCUUACGUCAGAGGCGGAAACACGCACACUGCCCUCAUUACUGCAUCAUCAGACCGCACGCUCAGUUUAUGGGAUCCUGACACGGGACACCGUGUGCAGAAUGUGUCUGAUCUGCAGUCCUCUGUGAAGUGUUUGCUGGUGUUGGACCGUUUGGACGUGUGGCUCUCGGGGGGAAAUGAGCUGUGUGUGUGGAACAGAGACUUUGAGCUGCAGUGUAAAACCGUUCAUCACAGCGACACCGGCAUCUCAGCCAUGGUGCAGUUACCAAAGAACUUCAUCGCAGCUGCCAUGGAUAGAGAGAUUGUGAUAUUUAAGCUGAACGUGUCUGGGUCGGAUAUUGCCGUUAUGGCCAUGCGACAUCUGGCUGAUCAUCAGGACACCAUUCGAUCGCUCAUCAAUGUCAACGACGGAUUGUUUGCGAGUGGCUCUCAUAUCGGCGAGCUCAUCCUCUGGGACUCCCUGAAUUGGACGAUUCAGGCCUAUGAGCACAUCCUGUGGGAGGAGUCAGCGGGAGAAGGCCAAUCAGAGGUCAGGUUGACUAACCAGAAACGGAUCGAGAGGUCCAUUCAGCACAUGAGCUCGGACGGAGAGUUACUUGUGGCAGCUGUAGGCAGUGGUCUGUGUGUUUAUAAUGUGGCGUUGAAGAGCGUGGUUGCGUACAGAAGGAUCGCUCAUGACUCAAACUUCUUACACACCGUGCUGCAGGAGGAUGGGCAUCUGAUGUCGUGCUCUGAGGACGGCAGCGUGAGGAUGUGGGAGUUACAGGACCUCCCCCUGCCUGCUGAGCCCGCCUCCUCAGGGCUUUUCGGGAUGUUCGGCACGUUCGGCAGGUCUAGCAAGCAGGUUUGCCCUCCUGCCAAGAAACUCCCAGAAGUCUCCGGUCUGCGAUCGCUGGAACUUACGGGCGAUCUGAUCGGUCACUCUGGAGCUGUGCAGAUGUUUGUGAGUUUUAAAGAGAAGGGUCUGGUCACCUGUUCCACAGAUCACCUGCUCAUCGUGUGGAGGGACGGACAACUGCAGUCGCAGCUGCGCAGCCUCGCGCUCUUUCACAAACUGGAACAGAACCAGGGACUGUGAUAUGAUCUUCACAUCGCCUUUACUCUUGAACUCAACACAAAAUUGAGUCUUAGUGUUUGUAUUGAAAGCACCAGUUAAUGAACAUCACAGGUCUCAGAUCUGUUGAUCAGGUUUCUUUGUACUAACCUUCUACUGUAUAAAGUCUGAUCACAUCAGUGUUUUAACUUCACAUUAGACACAUUGUGUUUUUACACAUAAAACAUGUAAAUGUUGUCAGAUGUUUGUCAUUUUACUCGAAUGGUUUUAUGAAUAAUUGUUAGAUGAUUGUUUUAUGUGAAUGUUGAUUUGUGUAUAUUAAAGGGAAUGUUUGUGUUAUGAGAAUAUUUAAUGACCUUAAAACUGAACAUUUGAUUGCACUUUAAUGUUUGCUUGUGUGUAUUUGAACUGCCUGAACUGAAUUUGAUUAAAUCUUGUGUGCUUGUGAACUCGGAUGAAAAAGACUUUAUUGCAAAUGUUUAUUUGUGUGUCUCACAAACACAACGGAUUCAAAGUCGGAGCGGUCACUCCAAACAACAGAUAAAGACAGAAUCAGACAUCAGAAAUAAAACAUGUUUAAACAUAUAUGACAUAAAUCUUUUUUGUACAACUAACAAGAACUGCUGAAUGGCUUGACUAAUUUUACUUUCAAUAAUAUUGCGUUUAAUAAAAAUAGUUUAUAUACAUUUGCUCGAGGGAUAAUGCAAGUUUGCAUUCCCCAACUCUUCCAAAAAAAAAGAAUACAGUAAUUGGCACAGAAUCUGCACCCAUCCAUCAAUUCACACAAGUAUUAAACCUGACCUUCUAGUUCACUUCAUGACCCGCCCCCUAUUAUGAUGUCAUCGUGAGGUCAUGUUUGUAAGCGAGCCCUUCAAUAAUGGGUGUGUGACGGAUGUCCAUCAAUAGAAUUACAACACCAUAUUCAAACACAAGCGGGACUGACACCUCUUUAGUCACAAGAUCCACGAAUGAGCAUAGAAAUCAAAUGGCUUCUAGGAAUACAUUUGUUUCCUUGUCACAAAUACUUUAGGUAGUUGCAAAAAUAAUUGCGUUGGCAACAUUGGCUGAAAUCACGGGACACAUCGAACCUGAGGGGACGGUUUUGGCUGCACUGUUAAUGUUUGGAGUAAGACAAGUACAUUUUUCCCAUGAGUCUGAGCAUUUCUGCCAUCGCUACGUGAAUAUAAAUAUGUUUGAUUUUCUGAAACACAAUGAUAUUUGAAAAGUAUCUGCACACAGGGUUUUAUUUAGUCAAAUUUAAAGGGAUAGUUCACCCCAAAACAAACAUUCUGUCAUCAUUUGUUCACUCUCAUGAAAAUGUGUCUUCAUGAAACGCGUCAGUGGUUUUGUGUUCACACGGUGGAAGUCAAUGGGGGUCAGUGUUGUUUGGUUACUCAAGUUCUUCAAAAUGUAGUUUGUGUUCUGCAAGAAACAGUUUGAAGUGUUUGAAAUGACAAAAGGGGGAGUCGAUGAGUUUGUUUUUCAUUGAUGGUUGAACUAUCCCUUUAAGUCUGAUCCUCAAAGCAUACGGAGAGAGAGAACACAAGGCAUAUAACUGACGCAUUGAAAAGAGGAAUCUUCAAAAACUCUCUUUUGUGUUCCUCCCAAGAGAAAAAAACCAGAACUUUGAAAACAUAAAAAAGAGCAAAAUCUGAAAAAAAAAAAUGGGGGCAAAUAUCACUUAAAUUGCAUCACUGCUAAACAUUUAACAAAGCUGAACUAA
This is a messenger RNA of Triplophysa rosa, 3485 nucleotides long. It is a transcript of the gene wdr41, whose product is annotated as WD repeat domain 41. NCBI's taxonomy places the organism in Eukaryota, Metazoa, Chordata, Actinopteri, Cypriniformes, Nemacheilidae. The transcript has 13 exons. Gene Ontology annotation, cellular component: lysosomal membrane. The record is from RefSeq and is a predicted model, not a curated record. The coding region runs from base 434 to 1786 and encodes 450 amino acids. Gene Ontology annotation, biological process: regulation of autophagy. Gene Ontology annotation, molecular function: protein binding.